UAUAGACCCAACUGCUUUGUGGAAAAGGGUAACAAACCCACUGGUCCUCGUCGCUCGCUGCUUUUGGAACUACUUUUUCAUGGACACACAGAAUAAUGGAACCUCGUGUUUCAAAGGUGUCGUGUUCACAAAAGACGCAGGAGAUCCAGAAAAAAGGUGUGUCUGACCGUGAUCUAUAUCUGCAAAAACAUCAGUGUUACAACCUGACAUUAGUAAAUGUGCAUACACCCUGUGUCCAUGUUGGCAAGCUGCUGCGGUUUCUUUUUCCCAUAGAGGCUGAUGCCACCAUCUACUUAAAUUUUAUGAAGAGCCACAGCUGCUAUGACGCCAUUCCGAUCAGCUGUAAACUGGUCAUAUUUGAUACCACGUUACAAGUGAAAAAGGCCUUUUUUGCUCUGGUGGCAAACGGCUUAAGGGCGGCACCUCUAUGGGACAGCAAGUUGCAAAGAUUUGUGGGUAUGCUGACCAUCACAGAUUUCAUCAACAUCCUCCACUGCUACUACAAGUCCCCCUUGGUCCAAAUGUAUGGCCUGGAGAGCCACAAGAUCGAAACAUGGAGAGGUGAUUCACUUCAAAAUGUGUACUUACGGAAUCCUAGCCAUUACCUCAUCAGUAUUUCUCCAGAGGCUAGCCUCUUCGAUGCCAUCUAUUCCCUACUCAGAUACAGGAUCCACAGGCUGCCCGUCAUUGAUCCCGAGUCUGGGAAUGUCCUGCAUAUUCUGACCCACAAGAGAAUUCUCAAGUUCCUCCAUAUAUUUGGAAAAAAGGUUCCCAGGCCUGCAUUCAUCCAGAAGCAAAUCCAGGAGUUGGGGAUAGGAACGUUCAGGAAUAUCGCCACUAUCCAGCAGACAGCAUCCCUUUAUGAUGCCCUCUCCAUAUUUGUGGAGAGGCGGGUGUCAGCUCUUCCAGUGGUGGAUGAACAAGGCAAAGUGGUAGCACUCUACUCAAGAUUUGAUGUCAUUAAUCUGGCCGCCCAGAAGACUUACAACGAUCUGGACAUAACAAUGCAAGACGCUAUUCGCAGGCGAAAAUGUUGUGUUGAAGGUGUGAUCACCUGCUUCCCAGAAGAUACUUUAGAAGUGAUUAUAGACCGGAUAGUUGAAGCUGAGGUCCAUCGGCUGGUUCUGGUGGACAGGGCUGAUGUGGUAAAGGGCAUUAUCUCUCUGUCUGACCUCCUGCAGGCCUUGGUUCUAACGCCUGUGGGCAUUGAUGCCCUUCUGUCCUAGCAUUGGUUGGUAAAUGUUCCCCUCUUCUGCUUCAUUACUUGUGCAGGACUUAUUGGCACUGUGCAGAGGCAGGUAGGCUCACAAGAAAGAAAGAAAACUCAAAUGAAGUCGUGAAAUCAAUGCCAUUGAUUUUGUAAUUAUGCUAAUUGCAAACAAUGAUCAUACUUAACUUGUCUUUCAGAAAUGGCAUUCAAAUGACAAAAGGAGGGCAAGUUCCCUGGUUGUCCUGGUGUUUUCCAUCUUGUCUACCAUGAUCAGUUCUUUUUUUUCUUUUUCAAAAUAAAAGUUAAGGAGAGUUGACUUUUCUGCCCUAAUGGAUUUCAGGUUGCCUUUGGGCAAUGGCCACCAUGGUGAAGGCACAAUUUGUUGAAACGGACUGUUCAACAUGUGUUUGCUUUUUAUAUGAAUUUGUUUAAACUGUUUCUGAUGUGUUGUCUUUAAUAAGACUCCUACAUAAUAACAAUGUGUUUUUGUUAAUUACAUGGAAAAGCCACUGCAUGGCGUAACACCCCCUUUUUCUUAUCUGUGACGACCCUUAUGAUUCCUCCGCCCACCAUCAUUGGAUCACGUUAGUAACUAGACCGGAAAUACACUUGUCCUUCAACAUAAAACAAACCACAUCCCAGCAUUUGACACAUUCACAAAAUAUAAUAAAUGUUCCACAUUUGUACUUGUUUGAAAAAAUGAUUUACUGCUUUUUAUGUCCAUUUUAAAAUCACAACAUUGAGAUAAAGGUAACUUCAACACGGUUUACUAAUAAAAAUCUAUUUUAUUCAUG
Molecule: messenger RNA, 2004 nt
Organism: Nothobranchius furzeri (turquoise killifish)
Lineage: Eukaryota; Metazoa; Chordata; Actinopteri; Cyprinodontiformes; Nothobranchiidae
Gene: prkag3a
Product: protein kinase, AMP-activated, gamma 3a non-catalytic subunit
Biological process (GO): regulation of catalytic activity; protein phosphorylation
Cellular component (GO): nucleotide-activated protein kinase complex; cytoplasm; nucleus
Molecular function (GO): AMP binding; protein kinase binding; protein kinase regulator activity
Source: RefSeq, a predicted model, not a curated record